Xyrauchen texanus (razorback sucker) is the source of this 7639-nucleotide messenger RNA. RefSeq names its product sodium bicarbonate cotransporter 3-like. The record is from RefSeq and is a predicted model, not a curated record. The coding region runs from base 405 to 4169 and encodes 1254 amino acids. Gene Ontology annotation, molecular function: solute:inorganic anion antiporter activity; monoatomic anion transmembrane transporter activity; sodium:bicarbonate symporter activity. The transcript has 26 exons. Lineage: Eukaryota; Metazoa; Chordata; Actinopteri; Cypriniformes; Catostomidae. Gene Ontology annotation, cellular component: basolateral plasma membrane; apical plasma membrane; plasma membrane. Gene Ontology annotation, biological process: bicarbonate transport; regulation of intracellular pH; monoatomic anion transport.
UCCAACGUCAGCAGAAGAAAUCUGCUUCCAUCUAGUCAGUGUGCAGCUAGUGAUUUGGAACAUUCGCUCUGUAGCUUGUGCAUGUGAUGCAAACUGUUAUGGUGCUUGGUCUUGGUAUAUUAGAACUGCCUUGUUAAGGAAGUGUGUGGAGACUUCCUCUUCCAUAGAUCCUGAUUGUAGCCGUCAUUCCUUUCGGUCUUAACACUUGAGGUUCAUCUCUUGAGCGUCUUUUUCAUUUUUACCUCUGGUAGUGGACGCUUUGGAUAAGAUAGCUUUUGCUGAAUCAUUAAUAACUAAUUCUGGACCCGAGUGACCGUUUCAGUGAAGGUCUUGUGGUCUUCUGUGCUGUUUGAUUUCUUUACAAGUGACGAAUUUGUAAAGUCCCUCCCCAGGGUCUGUGAACAAUGCAGAACUUCUGGGGAGAUGUUGUGAAUCUGAGGACAACCAGAGGAUCUACGAUUUCCUCGGGCAAUGACGAGGAAGCCGUUGUUGAUCAGGGGAAAACCAGCUCUACCAUCCACACAAACUUCGAAAAAGAGGAACUUGAAAGUCACAGGGCAGUUUACGUGGGUGUACAUGUACCUUUAGGAAGACAAAGCAGACGUAGGCAUCGGCAUCGUGGUCAUAAGCAUCAUCGGAAAAGAAAGGAUAGGUUCGAACAAGAGGAUGGCAGAGAAUCACCAAUGUAUGACACUCCCUCACAAAGGGUCCAAUUUAUACUCGGCACAGAGGAUGAUGAUGAGGAGCACAUUCCUCACGACCUCUUCACUGAGCUCGAUGAGCUCUCUUUCCGUGACGGACAUGUAUAUGAGUGGAAAGAGACAGCCAGGUGGUUAAAGUUUGAAGAGGACGUAGAGGAUGGAGGAGAACGCUGGAGUAAACCCUAUGUCGCCACACUGUCCCUGCACAGCUUAUUUGAGUUACGGAGCUGCAUUCUCAAUGGCACAGUCAUGCUGGACAUGAGAGCAAACACCAUUGAUGAGAUAGCAGACAUGGUAAUAGACAACAUGUUGGCUUCUGGGCAGCUGGAUGAGAGUUUGAGGGAGAAGGUUCGGGAGGCCGUGCUGAAGAGGCAUCACCACCAGAAUGAGAAGAAGCUGAGCAACCGCAUCCCGCUCGUACGCUCCUUCGCCGACAUAGGCAAGAAACACUCAGACCCUCACUUGCUUGAGAGGAAUGGGGAGGGUCUCUCUGCCUCACGUCUGUCCCUCCUUAGACGCACCUCCUUCAUCUCCAACCCAUCUCCCCCAAACUCGCGGCGUCCUUCCAGAGAGUCCCGCUGGUCCCAUUCCUCCUCCGUUCUCAACCACCUUCUGCCCAGCGCCACCUCCACCCCUUCCGCCUCCCCCAACGUCUCCCCUACCGCCACCCCUCAAAAUACGCCACCCACCGCCCGCCACACUUCAUCGCCUCCAUGCUCCCCAGGACCCUUUCAGCAUGGGCCGGAGCUGCUGGUGGCACGGGGCAAGAGAGAGGACAUUCCAGUGGUCAUGUUGUUCCCACCUGAGGAGGAGGAUUUUCUGUCAUGGUCAUCUGUCAAUCGGGAUGAUCAGGUGUUGCCCGACCCGGCCCGGCUGGAACAGCUCCUGUCCCUACCUCAGUCAGGCCUCCUCGCAUCACCCCAGUCAGCCCCAGGGAACCUGGAGAACAGCAAACCCAGUGAAAGCCGUAUAAACGUGGCCGGGGGCAGCAGGGAAAACAGCACUGUGGACUUCAGCAAGGUGGACAUGAAUUUCAUGAAGAAAAUUCCUCCAGGCGCUGAGGCUUCAAACGUUCUGGUGGGGCAAGUUGAUUUUCUUGAGUGUCCAAUCAUCGCAUUUAUUCGUCUCUCACCUGCUGUUCUCCUCACUGGACUGACUGAAGUGCCUGUUCCUACCAGGUUUCUAUUCCUGCUGCUGGGGCCUUUUGGUAAAGGGGCACAGUACCACGAGAUUGGCCGGUCGAUAGCUACUUUAAUGACAGAUGAGAUCUUUCAUGAUGUGGCAUACAAAGCCAAAGACAGGAAUGACCUCCUCUCUGGAAUAGAUGAGUUUUUGGACCAGGUGACUGUGUUGCCCCCUGGAGAGUGGGACCCCACGAUACGAAUCGAGCCACCAAAGAGUGUCCCAUCUCAGGAGAAGAGGAAAAUACCUUCCACGCCGAAUGGCUCUGCAUCACUGUCAGAGACUAUCAAAGAAGAGGAGCACCACACUGGACCUGAACUUCAGAGGACAGGACGGAUAUUCGGGGGUCUGGUGCUAGACCUGAAGCGAAAGCUUCGGUUUUACUGGAGCGACGUGCGGGAUGCACUCAGCCUGCAGUGCUUGGCCUCCAUUCUGUUUCUCUACUGUGCAUGCAUGUCCCCCGUAAUCACCUUUGGAGGCCUUCUGGGGGAAGCCACCAAAAACAACAUAAGUGCCAUUGAGUCUCUGUUUGGAGCUUCCCUGACUGGUGUGGCCUUCUCUCUUUUUGCUGGUCAGCCACUUACUAUUUUAGGCAGCACUGGGCCAGUUCUUGUUUUUGAGAAGAUUCUUUUCAAGUUCUGCAGUGAAUAUGGUCUCUCCUACCUCUCUCUGCGCACUAGCAUCGGCCUGUGGACGGCCUUCUUAUGCCUUGUGCUAGUUGCCACGGACGCCAGCUCUUUGGUGUGCUACAUAACACGAUUCACAGAGGAGGCCUUCGCUGCUCUCAUCUGCAUCAUUUUCAUCUAUGAAGCAUUGGAGAAACUCUUCAACCUAGGAGAGAUGUACCCUUUCAACAUGCACGACAAUUUAGACAACCUCACCUUUUACACGUGUCAGUGUUCACCUCCAGACAAUACCACACAGGAGAUGGUACAUUUAUGGAAUCAGUCAGGGGUUACGUCCGACUCCAUUAAUUGGAGUGAGCUAGAUGUGCCGAUGUGCAAAGCACUCCAUGGCCAGUUUGUGGGUCCUGCUUGUGGUCUUCAUGGACCGUACAUACCUGAUGUGUUGUUCUGGUCUGUCAUUCUCUUUUUCACCACCUUUUUCCUGUCAGCUUUCUUAAAGCAGUUCAAGACCAAGAAUUAUUUUCCCACUAAGGUUCGCUCUUCCGUCAGUGACUUUGCUGUUUUUCUGACCAUAAUGAUCAUGGUCUUGGUUGAUUACUUGGUGGGUGUCCCCUCUCCUAAACUACAUGUCCCAGACACCUUUGAGCCCACCUCCAAGAAUCGGGGCUGGCUGAUCUCACCUCUUGGUGACAACCCCACAUGGACCUUACUAGCGGCAGCUAUUCCUGCCCUUUUGUGCACCAUCCUGAUCUUCAUGGAUCAACAGAUCACUGCCGUCAUCAUUAACCGCAAAGAACACAAACUCAAGAAAGGCUGCGGGUAUCACCUUGACCUUUUGGUGGUGUCAGUGAUGCUUGGUGUGUGUUCUGUGAUGGGAUUGCCCUGGUUCGUCGCUGCCACCGUCCUAUCCAUCUCUCACGUCAACAGUUUAAAGGUGGAGUCAGAGUGCUCGGCACCAGGAGAGCAGCCUAAAUUCCUGGGCAUCCGUGAGCAGAGAGUCACUGGUCUCAUGAUUUUUGUCCUUAUGGGUCUAUCUGUCUUUAUGACAUCUAUUCUAAAGUUUAUACCAAUGCCCGUGUUAUAUGGAGUGUUUCUCUACAUGGGUGUGUCCUCUCUCAAAGGCAUACAAUUCUUUGACCGGGUUAAGCUGUUUGGCAUGCCUGCCAAACACCAGCCUGACCUGAUAUACCUGAGAUAUGUUCCACUGUGGAAGGUUCACAUAUUCACUUUAGUUCAACUCACCUGCCUGGUGCUGCUGUGGGUCAUCAAAGUGUCUGCUGCCGCUGUGGUCUUCCCUAUGAUGGUUCUUGCUCUGGUGUUUGUGAGGAAGCUUCUAGAUUUCUGCUUCACAAAGAGGGAGCUCAGCUGGUUGGAUGACCUAAUGCCAGAAAGCAAGAAGAAAAAGGAGGAUGACAAAAAGAAAAAAGCAAAAGAGGAAGCGCAGCGCCUGAUGGAGGCUGAAGGCAUAGAGAUCCCUUAUGAUGGUGGUGAUCACCUGGGCAUCCCUGUCAAAGCUCUAAAAGUCAGCAUUGACCCCUCUGUGGUUAACAUAUCUGAUGAGAUGGCCAAAACUGCUGUGUGGAAAGCUGUUGCCAUGAACUCUGACAGUGCCAAAGUAUUGAAACCUAGUGCAAGUGGCCUUCCCAGUCACCGGAUCUGAAUCCAGUAGAACACCUUUGGGAUGUGGUAGAACUGGAGAUUCGCAGCAUCUGCAUCUGCAACUGACAAAUCUGCAGAUAUUGCAUGUUACAAUCAUGUCAUCAUGGACCAGAAUCUCAAAGCAAUGUUUCCAACGUCUUGUUGAAUCCAUGACAUGAAGAAUUGAGGCUGUUUUGAGAGCAAAGGGAGGCCCUACCCUGUAUUAUUAUAUAUUAUAGUGGUCUUAAUAAAUUGAGCAGUGAGUGUAUGUACAUGCUGAAGUGUACUCCAUUACCAAAAUAUCCAUCCCUACCUGGAUGCAGCACUGUGAUAUACACAGUACCCAGGUUAACAGGUUGUUCACAUUCUAGCUGUUAUUGUAUCAUUCAGGUAUUAUUUAAUUAAUUUAUGUAUCCAAACCUUUUUUUAUUUAAUUAUGAAAAUUUGGCAAUGUAUUCGGUAUGAAUUGUUUGCGAAUAUUUAGUACGUUUAAGUUGAGUAGUCAGCUUAGUGUGAACAGGCCUUUAUGCUGUUUUAAAAUUAUAGUUGUUCACAGAAUGCCUGUGAAAAAAGGGUUUUGGUUGUUUCAAUUGCUUUGCUUAUUUCUGCUGUUUGUCUUUCUUUGAUUUCAUCCUCUAAUGCAAGAGUUUUCAACCUUUACAGACCCAGGGACCCCCAAAAUAAAAAAAGAUAGAUUGUCUCGGUAAAACUUUAUAAUAACUUGCAUUAAGAACAUGAACUAUCAUUAUUACAUUAUGUAAUGUUUAAAUUGCUAGUUAAUGUUCGUUCAAGUGUCAUGAACAUUUUAAAAGAAAAUUGUUCUCCACACACCCCCUGCAGUACCUUAACGGACCCCCAGUGGUUCUUGGUUGAAAACCCUGCCUCUAAUUAUAUAUGCUGCUUGUAUUGUGAUAAUGGCAUUUGGGGGAAUUGUGCGACGCAACAGUUUUAAGUAAAUGUUUUCCUUCAUCUUUUUUGUUUACAGUGAAGAGAAGAGAACUAGUAUUAAGAUCAAUGUGGAAGAUGAACAGGGAGAGAAAUUUGUGGAUGCAGAGACAUCAUUAUGAGUAACGUGCAUGGAGCGCUCAUUGUGGACACAUAGGGCCCUCCAUUAGUCCACUUGGCUAUAAAAGUGUUUCUCUGUUCUGUGUGCCCUACCAACCAAAUCAAGCCAAAGGUAGACAUGCCAAUAGAGGGCUGAGAAAUGUGUUCAAGGUACAGUGUAUGUUUCUUUUUAUUUUGAUAGCUUACAAAAAAAAAAAAAUCCCUUUUUUAUUUUGUACAAUUUGUUUUUAAUAUGAAUACUAUGUUUUCAGGCAUAGGGUAUAUCAUGAGAAACCAAGGUGCUUAGAAUUCAUAUUUUGUUUAUUUUAUUUUUUUCAAUGUAGAUCUAAAGACAGAAAGUCUAAAACAAUUAGUGUUACACAUACAGUGCUGUUUCUGAUGGUACCAUGAUUUUCAGGCUGUCAUUAAAAUGCUAUUUGUUGCUGAGUGCUGCUUUUUAGAGGAGUAAUUGCACAUAUGAGAAAAUGUGCAAAGGUGAUGGAGGUGGAUAAUCAUCUGGGUGACUGGUUUUCCAAACUUCUUCACAUGAAGGACAUAUUAAAGCCUAAUGCAAAGUAAAUUCUUUGCUAUAUUAAAUAUGAUUGUUUUGUAAUAGUAAAACCUUUAUUCCCACUGAAGGUCUGUCAGAUUACUUGAAGAAUGAAAUAAUAGAUAUAAAAUUACUAUAUUAAAACAAAGAUGAAAAAACACAAGUCAGAAUAGAACAAGAACAUAUUAAAAAAGUUAAAUAAAUUCUUGCAGGCACUCUGAAAAUAAAUAGCAGCUAUGUUAGUAUUGUUGCUGAAAUAUUUGAGAAUUGUAAAUUACAAAGCAGAUUGUGUUACAGAGCUAAGCAAUAUUAGUUGUCCCCCAUGUUUUCAUGUGUUUACAUUUUUUUUGUGUUAUGAAAUAGAAUUUUGUAUUGUUGCAAUGUGUUGAGCAAUUAAUUUAUUAACUGUCAUUUAAUGGUCAAGUUCACCGAGGCGAUCGGGGCAGAAGGAUUGCUGCAAUGUUGUUGGCCUGUCAUGUUUUCCUUUUCUUUCCUGUUACUGGUGUUAAUGUGCACUUUAGGGAGGCUUACCAUCACCGCUGUAGGUCUGAAAACACCUUAUUUAUCUACUUUAGAGCAGUCUCAGGAAUCUUUCCCCACACUACUAUUUCUGCCUUCCUAUGUAUUUUAGUUUCCUCUUCAGUGCUUUAAGAACACACGACUAUUCCUUUUAUGAGCAAUUUGAAUGCUUGCCUUUUAAUUUUCACUGGAUGGAGAAAAUAGCAGUCCCUCCCUAUCGCCUCUUUUUAUGCCAUUUUGUUGAUGCUGAAAAACAUUUAGAAAGGCUACAGAUAUUGAAGAUGUUUUUUGCAAUAUUUAUAAUAAUCCAAAAGAGCAAUUGUCAAUUUUUUUGGUUUUAUGAUUAUUUUAUAUCUUAAUCUAUACUUUUGAACUGGUUUGGCAGCGGAGUUGGUCCUCAGCCAGGUGUAGUUCAUUUAAAAUGCAUAGCGUUUACUUGGUUGACUUUGAUUGCAAAUUUGUAAGCAGACAAACUGCUCUUACACUCUUAAAUGUAUGCAGUAAGACAGAACUUCUGCAAUCCCACUAUUCAAAUGAAAUACCUCGGACUAUUAGGUGUAAAAGCACUCUGACUGACUUGUUAAUCAGUAUGUUAAUUCUAUGCUCUUUCACUCUUGCAGCGAGUUGUAUGUUAAUGAUUGGAGUCAUUGAGGAGGCAAUAAUAUUGUGAAGCAAAUCCAGAAGACAGCGUUCCAUUUGAUAUAGCGCUAGUAUCUUCCAUUUAGCCUCUUAUUAGGACUCUGAACAAGUAUUGCUGCGGUAGUGUUUUGAGUUUCUAUCUGCACAAUGUAAAUGUCUUGUAUCAAAAUAAACUCUUCAUUGUAUCAGCCCAGUUCUGACAGGCAUUUGCCAAGUAAACUGGCCAAAUCAAGAUUUAAAACGUUAUGUAGGAGAUACUGUAAGUUUUGAAUUUGUACAAUGAAUUUGUUUAUUAAAAAAGAAAAAAGGUAUUAUUACCAACAGUUUGGUUGCACUGAUUUUUGGCCACAAUGACAAAAAUGAGACGUUCACCUUGCCUCGGGGAAACAAAAGGUGAUAAGUUAAAGAUGGUCAGUUUCCUGGGAUUUUUCCUCACAAUUUUCUUCAGAAAUAAAGGGCAUUUUGCAUGAAUACAAAAAAGACUGAGCAGGUGGAUCCAAGAAACUUUAAAUCGGAGCUUGAAAUCAGCCACGACUCCGACAGACUUCUAGGUUAUCUCUUUAACCUCCUGAAACCCUGCUGCCACAUGCAUGGACAUCACAUUUAGCUUCGCUAUAGGCUAUGUAUAAUUUAAUUUAUUAAACAGACUGAUCUCAGUUCAGGAGACUCUAGGCUGUCAUUAAAGGGUUAAACAUUGGACGCACAAGUUAUGUGACAAAACAACAUGGUGCCAAUCUCAG